Molecule: messenger RNA, 1296 nt
Organism: Cryptosporidium ubiquitum
Lineage: Eukaryota; Apicomplexa; Conoidasida; Eucoccidiorida; Cryptosporidiidae
Product: ethanolaminephosphotransferase
Exons: 1
Coding region: 1-1296 (431 amino acids)
Biological process (GO): phospholipid biosynthetic process
Cellular component (GO): membrane
Molecular function (GO): phosphotransferase activity, for other substituted phosphate groups
Source: RefSeq, a predicted model, not a curated record
AUGACUAAUAGUUCACGUGAAAAUAGAACUCAUGUAGGCGUGUUUGGAAGCUUUAUUAGUGAGGAAGGGCUGAGAAAUAUCGAGGAGUAUAGUUAUAAAAGCGGUGGGUCUACAUUUUUGGAUUCCUUAAUGAAUCCUUUUUGGGAAUUAUUUGAAAGGCAAAUUCCUGAAUAUAUUUCACCAAACUUAUUGACAGUACUUGGGUUUAUAUGUUCUUUGAUUGCAAUACUACUAACGAUGAUGUAUUGCCCAACACUCGAUAACGCAAUGCCUUUCGGUACCUCGAUAAUCAUUUCCCUACUUUUAUUUCUUUAUCAAACUCUUGAUGCGGUUGAUGGAAAACAUUCAAGAAGACUAAAGAUUAGUUCGCCUUUAGGGCAACUACUUGAUCAUGGGCUUGAUUCAUACACAACUAUUUUUUUUUCAACAAUUUUUUGUGCUUGUUGCAGGAUGGGAUGGGGUUAUAAAUUCUGUGUUUUUUUAUCAAUUGCACAGUUUAAAAUGUUUUCAUUUAUUUGGUUAGAAUGCCACUGUAAGAUUUUUCGGUGUUCAUCUUCAGAUUACUUGGGUGUCACAGAGAGCCAGUGUAUUGUAAUAUUUUUUGCAGUUUAUUCUUCAACUAGUGGUUUAAAUAUCUUGUUUAAGCACUUAUUAUUAAAUAUUUCAACUAUUGAUAUUAUCAUUUUAUCCAUUAUAAUUAUAGGUAUAAUCACGCUAAUAAAUGAUAUCGUUUCAGGCUUAAAUGAAUGCAAGAGCCCAAGGUCAAAAAAAAUUGCAUCUUUGGAGAUUUGCGGUAUAUUGUGUCAUUUAAUGUUUCAAUUUCUAUUCAUAAGCUCAAAUACAUACACUGAGUUCCCAAUGACUACCAUGUUCAUUUUAACGACGAGCAGCUCAAUUAUUGCUUUGAGAAUGAAUGUUUCAUCAUUUACACUCGAAGAACUACCAUAUGUACACUGGCCAGCACUCCCUUUUUAUAUCUCCUCAGUAUUUCUCUUAUUUGGUAGAAUUCUGUUCAGUCAAUCGUUUGAAUUUCAAAUAGUGCUAUUAAUAAUUGUCGCCUUAUGGAAUACAAUGUACACUAUAGACUUUGCAUCCAUAACUAUUAAAUCAAUUUGUAAUCAUUUGAAUAUUUCUCUAUUUUCUACGAGAAUUCUAGACGAAAAUAAAAUGGAAAAGAGUGUUGUUCAUAAAGAUAAGGCUUCUAAUCAUUUUUCUUAUGGUAAUCGAACAAAGGAAAUGAAUUCGAAAAUUAAACUGUCUAUGUCGCGUUCAUUUAAGAAGAAUAAUCGUAAUUAA